Molecule: messenger RNA, 3005 nt
Organism: Thunnus maccoyii (southern bluefin tuna)
Lineage: Eukaryota; Metazoa; Chordata; Actinopteri; Scombriformes; Scombridae
Gene: morn2
Product: MORN repeat containing 2
Exons: 6
Coding region: 220-657 (145 amino acids)
Source: RefSeq, a predicted model, not a curated record
GUGUAACCAUGGCAACAGCAGCUCGCGUCUAGCCACCCCUACAACACAGACUACACAGAGUAUAGUCAGGACUGGCUAUUUUUAGGGUGAUUAAGUGGACAAAUAUAGUAUAAAGUUAUAUUGUGUCACUUUCACUACUUUUUCAUAAGUUGUUUGACUUUUCACAUCGCAGGACUUGGCCGCUACACAGCGUUUCCUGUCGGGUUUGAGCUGUCACGGAUGUCUGACAAGAAUGAAAGAGAUUCUUUAAACACUCAAGGGGAAGAACCUGUGAAAGUGAACUACAUUUUCCCAAAUGGGGACAGAUAUGAGGGGGAGUGCAGCAGAUCUGCUUCAGGGGUGAUAACAAGGAGUGGUUUUGGUAAACACACCUCAGCAAGUGGUGUUAUAUACACUGGAGAGUGGCACGAGGACAAAAUGCAUGGCAGAGGGACCCUCCAGCAUCCCUCCAAAGCAAAAUAUGAAGGAGAGUUCAAAGACAACAUGUACCACGGCACAGGAACAUACACCUUCCCGGAUGGCUCCAUGUACACGGGCCACUUUAACAAGAACAGGCUGGAGGGAGAAGGGGCGUUCACUAACACGGAGGGACUGGUGUGGAUGGGGGAGUUUCACGGCAAAGCAGCGCUGGGACUGAAAAUGCAGCACAACAUAUAGACUAAAAAAAGCAUUUUUGUACCAGACUGUGUAAAACAUUGUAUGAUAUAUUCUACAUUAAAACCAUAUAAGAAAAGACUAAUUAUCUCGUCUUUACAUAUUCCUCUGUGCAAGUGAUAAAUAGAUUUACUAUACUAAAUGCUGACAGAUCACACACAGGCCUCACAGGCCUGAGAUCACACAUCCAUGUAUUUCUGUGUACUGAUGGUUUAAUAUCACGCAAUCAAUGAGUCAUGUCUCUUGCUCUCAGCUGUAUCUCCUGCUUUAAUGGUCCUGGUGCUCCGACACAGCAAGUGUCUCUUUGUGUGAGCCUCAUUUCACUCAGGAAAUAUUAUACUAUUGUAUUGUUUCUGUUCCAACUACAUAUCACUCUGCUUUCAUGUAGCUGUAGGAGAUGCAUUCAGGUGCACUGAAGACCGGGUAGACACAGACACUAAAUAACAUCCCCAAAAUGAUUCAUUUGUCCCCAGUGAUACUGUAUCUUGACCCUAUCAGGGUUAAGAAUGAGUACAGGACAGUUUUACAUCAUUACACUGCCAGCCAAUCAUAGAGAGGGCAUAUGCUCCCAUCCUCAGCCACAACAGCUGUACCCAAACUGUUGGAACAUUGGCCCGAGGAAAUGUGUGAUGUGAUGUGAUGUGAUGCGAGUGUGUGGUCAGUUUGACCUUUACUGUUUGUGUGUAUGGGUGUGUACACAGCUUUGUGUGUUGACCAGCUUUCUACACUCUGUUAUCUGCACGACUUCCUCAGAGCUGCAAUGUAAUUCAUAGUCAACAAACAUUCACAAUUGUUCAACAUUGUUUAAUAAGCAACUCUGAUAUUGUAAUUUGUCUUUCUAUUGAAUAAUGCCUCUACAGAUCAGUAAUUGCACAUACCCCUGAACAAAUUCAGUGUAGAGUAUUCAUCUAGACUAUGCUUAUAUGGAAAUGUGUAACAAAAACACAUAUAUACUGUAGUAACAUCCAUACAAUGCUUAACACAUCUGGUAAAAUAUUGUACCAGAUACAGUAAAACAGCUAUUUUCAUUGAUUGUACAAUUUUCAGGUAGAAAAUAACAUCUUGUAUUGCAAACCUUCAGAGGCGAUUCGAAUGAAAAACCUUAAAUACAACAAUGGAGGCAACAACAACCAAAUAAAAAUAGAAAAUGGCACUCAAAUUUGGCACGAGAUACAAUAGUUGAAACGUAACUGACAUAGAUACACACUUACAAUGAGUUAUUGUGUUGAGUGACUGUGUGAAAAUGUACUAACACCCCGACAACGACCUACGCGGCGGCAGUGCUUCAGGUGUUAGUUCAGUGUAAGAAUGUGACGAUAAUGUGUAUUCAUCACAGCAGGUAGUGAAGCUAGAGUGAGCUAUAGUUGCAAUAUAUUAUCUCCAUAAACCUGAGAAUCUAUUAAGUAUACAAUAUUAUUUUCAAAGAUUUCUAUCUCCUGAUGAAGAAAAACAGUAAAAUCCCUUGUAAUGCAGAACACAGAAACAUUUUCUAAUUGUGCUGGAAACAUCGUUGGUCAAAAAAAAAAAAAGCUGUUCCAAAUACAGGUACUCAGAAAACAGAACGGUGGCCAUGCACAUUUCCACAGAGAAGCACGAGUCAAGACUUAAUUAUUGAUCUAUACAAAGAUAAUACAUAACGGCUCUUGACCCCUCACAGCGAGUAGAUAACAAAAAAAAAAGUGAGCAUGCUAUUUGUCUUCUGUGCUUGUUUGUGUGUGCUUUAGUAGAGACGUUUCCACUUAAGAGCUCUCAAGUACAAACUCUGAUAGGUAGGGUAAGGUACAGUGAAGACGUACUAGAAAAAAAAACAAAAAAAAACAGCACCAUUUUUGUGACAACAAAGUGCUCACCAAGGCCACCAGGAGCUCAGUGGUUUAGUGUGGUGGUCGGGCAGAUGGAGAGGGAGGUGGCCUGUAAAAGUAGUGAAGACGGUGAGCUGAAGGAUUCCUGCUAUUCUGAUAAUUGCUGAGGUUGGAUAUGUGUGUGCGAAUAAAUCCUGGAUGACAUCAGUGAUUACAGAUUUGCGACUUCUGGAUUUGAUAAGAUUACGGAAGUGUCUAACAUAUCUGGAAUAGCAAGAAUUCUGUGUAAGGUACAUUUUUCUAUUUUAAAAGUGAACAAAUAGGAUAGUUUCUUUUUUUCUUCUCCUCUCAACAUCUGCCCUUUUUCAGAUAACUGCUUCUAUUCUUUUUGCACACACACUUUACAUUCGUGAACACUUACAGCUGUCAUAUUAGUUUUUUUUUGGGUGAUCAUUAUGCCAUGAGAGGAAACGGCUCCCACUCUUACAUUUGGACUAUCAAAAUGACCCUGUGGUCUGUUUCCAAAAAGCCUUUUUUUCCCCUAGAAAA